This is a messenger RNA of Microthlaspi erraticum, 1293 nucleotides long. The record is from the annotation of a GenBank genome assembly. Lineage: Eukaryota; Viridiplantae; Streptophyta; Magnoliopsida; Brassicales; Brassicaceae.
AUGAGUGCGCCAAUUCCAGGCUUCGAUGUGCGUCGUUUUGUAAUCGGAAAGUCCAUCGGCGAUGAAUCAUCGACGGUGACCACCGAGGAAGACGACGACGACUACGCUGUGUUUUCCGGUGAUAGCUUACCCGGAGACGCAGCUGAGGAAGAGGAAGAGGAGGAGGAGGAGUGGUCUGGAGAGAAUCGUCUCUGCUUUUACUUGGUGAAGCAAUACGCUUAUGAUGACCCUGAGAUUAAAGAUAAGAUCGAUGAAGCUGAUAGUGAGAUUUAUCAGUGUAACAGUGACAGGAUUCACAUUGCUAACAAACUGAAAGCUAAAAGGGCUGAGAGAUUGUCUCUGGUUGCUCCAAUGGAGGAUUUUGAUGAGUACAGUCCUCACCAGUCGAUGAGUAUGGAGAUAAACGAUAUUAUGAAGGAGCAAGAAAGACUGAAAGAGAUUAAGAUGGAGAUUGAGCUGUUGGAUGCUCAAAUGGUUUGUGUACUUGAUCAAAGAGACAAAGCUUUCGAAACGAUUAUGUUCUUGAGGAUACAACGAGACAAAGGGAAUGCUGCCUUUUACCAGAGUCGUGUUGUCAUGAAGAAAGCCAUGGAGUUGGCUGCUUCCGGGAAUGUUAGAGAUCUUGAAGAGCUCGCUAGUUCCGAGGUUGAGAAGUUUAUGUCUCGUUGGAACAAUGACAAGGCUUUUAGAGAUGAUUACAAGAAAAGAAUCUUGCCUUCUCUUGAUGAGCCAAAGCUGAGGCGCAAUGGAAAUGAAGCAGUUGUGAGAAAGGCAAUGGAGCUUAAGAGGUUUAGUACUGAGGAGGAGAGUGAUGGUUCUAUGGAUUUUGAUAUCAGGCUGCUUCGGAAGGAGGAAGAAGAGAUUGACGAAGAGAGUUUGAAAGAGAGGAAACGAGAAGAGCAGGUAGAGAAAGCUCGGCUAGCGAUGGAAAGGAAGAGGAAGCUACAUGAGAAAGCUGCUGCUAAAGUUGCCAUUAAAGCUAAGAAGGAAGCUGAGAAGAAAGUUAAGGAUCUUGAGAAGAGAGCAAAGAAGAAGGAGAAGGAGAAGGCUGCGUCUAACUCUUCUUUUCCAUCGGAUCUAGACAGAACAACAGAGACAGUCACCGAGACAUCAGCAGUGAAGUCGAAACAGAGAAGUUUUAGGUACUACAGAUAUAGCAGAAAGAGAAAUGAGGAUGUCCCAAAAGCUAUCAUUAAGCGUAGAAAAGCUUAUAGGUUGUGGAUUUGGACUGUUUCCUCGGCUGCAGUGGCUCUCCCGCUCGCUCUCCUCAUUGUGUUCUUUUACAUCAGAUGA